AUGACGCGCCACGGGCUCUCUCCCGGCAGCGCAGUUGCACCGAGCUGCCGCGCUUCGCCGACGCGCGACGCGGAGGCCAGGAAGAUCGGGAAGCCGUCGGGGACGAAGGGCGGCGCCGGCCACGCGUUCGGCCGCUCCAUGCGCUUCCUCCCGUCCACAAGGCCCGCGGGCGUGACGCUCACGCCGGGCCGCGUCGCGCCGUCGGACCUCCGCAGGCUUGCCAACGCCGCGUCCCUCGAUGCCGCCGCCGACGUCGCCAGCUCCGGCUCGGAGUGCAGCGACGCCUCCAGGCUCCGCCACCACCACGCCGAGGACGACGGCCUCCAAGCCGCACUCUCCGUUGCUCCCGCGCACGGGCUCCGUCCGCCUGCUCGGGUCGAGCAAUACGCAGUGGGCGCUCUCGCCAGGGCGGCGCAGCGGCUCGCCGCCGCUCAAGGCGAUGACGAUGCUGCCCACGGUGCCGGAGAGCAAAGGCAAGAAGAGCCUGAUCAGCCUCGGUGGGGCCACAUCUUCCACCGGCGGAAGCACGCGGCCGAGGACGCGUCCAUCGCCGCUGUCACGGCCACCUUGCUGUCCUCGCCGGUGCCGUCGCGCAGCAGCGGAGGCGGCGGGGAGCCAGCCACCACAUGA
Miscanthus lutarioriparius is the source of this 630-nucleotide messenger RNA. NCBI's taxonomy places the organism in Eukaryota, Viridiplantae, Streptophyta, Magnoliopsida, Poales, Poaceae. The record is from the annotation of a GenBank genome assembly.